Tuber melanosporum (Perigord truffle) is the source of this 2237-nucleotide messenger RNA. RefSeq lists its product as uncharacterized. Bases 664 to 2166 code for a protein of 500 amino acids. Gene Ontology annotation, biological process: adenylate cyclase-activating G protein-coupled receptor signaling pathway. The transcript is spliced from 10 exons. NCBI's taxonomy places the organism in Eukaryota, Fungi, Ascomycota, Pezizomycetes, Pezizales, Tuberaceae. Gene Ontology annotation, molecular function: G protein-coupled receptor activity. Gene Ontology annotation, cellular component: plasma membrane. The record is from RefSeq and is a predicted model, not a curated record.
GACAAAGCCACAGCAAGCAUGUUUCAAACCUUAGGGUUAGACCACUGGAGCCGGGAGCGAACCAACUCCAACGACGCCGUGCAACCACCUCCCUCACUCACACCAAGAAGUGCCAUCCUUCAGAACGCCUUAUGGAAAAUACUAACGUUUGCACAAAGACAGAGAAGCUCUAUUCUCAUAGGGUGGGUGAUAGGGUAUUUUCCGACCACCCGCGAGGAGCCGGUUCCCGGUAACAUAUCUUUGGUGUUUCAAUCCCUCUCACCCAAUGCCACCCGACAAAUGCACUAAUUGGUUGGAGUAACUGUGCUUCAUGUCGGUAAGCCCUGUCUGUUACCUGUACGAGUAAAAGCGCGGCUGAAUGGAGUCUGCAUCACGUCUCUUUCCUAUUCUGCCAAUACCCUGUCUUGUCCAGCUCACGAAAAGAGAGAGUUCCAUCGACACAUCGCUUUCCUUCCUUGCUCUUGUCAUCAUCGUCAUGUUUUGUCGUCGUCUCUGCUCCUGAAUGUUCGGCACCCGUUGAUCGGUCGGUCAUUCAAAAGCGCCCUGGUCCGCAUUCCCCUGCUCGGAUUUGGAGUUAGGAUCACCACCCCAGCUUUUCUCCGGAGUUGCAGGAGGAGCUUUAUUGGCACCAACAUUCGAGAGAGAAGAAGUGGACUGACCCGAAUGUCAAUGUCGGCAACGGCUACUGCGUCCGUUCCGACGGAAACGUCUUUCCUAACGGGAGAGCGGAUUCUACUGAUGAAUAAUAUGAGCGCAAUUCUCGCCGGAAUAUCGCUGUUGUUCUGUCUUGCCGUUCUCGUUGUUGUCGCUGUUCUAUUCACCGAUCCGCAUUCAAGGAAAGCUUUGGAUCGUCUUUCUUUCCGAUUACUGACAUAUGCCUUGAUAUCGAACUGCAUUUACAGUAUUGGAUACAUUAUUUGCGUCAAAGUUAGCCCGGGGGUGACUGCCGGAGUAUGGCUUAUUCAAUUCUGGCUCGGAGUAACAAAUUGGUUGAUUCUAUGCAUCGCCGUGAAUCUGCAAAUCGUACUCGUCCACUCAUUGAACAGCUUGGUUCUGGAAAAAUACUACAUCAUCGGAACGAUAUGUCUCAACCUCGUGAUCACGCUACCCCCUUUGAUUAAGGGGAAAUUUGGCUGGGACCCAGUCAUUGAAGUCUGUUGGUUAACCUCGCACAAUCCCCACGACCGCCUCACCUGGCAGAUUAGCACGCAGCUCUUCUGGAUUCUGCUGGCUGUAGUGGUCACCACAGCGUCAGCAUUGACCACCAUGGGAUACUUGUACAAACAUAAGUUCGUUUCGGAGAAAGCUUUGCAGGGUACGAAGGAGGAUAAGCAGUUGCGUCCUCACACACCAACGACUUCCCUUCCGAGAUUGGAUGCUCAUGGGAAGCCGAUUGUGGAUGACAAGAUGCAUAUCCCGAGGAGUGCGUCGAAGCUUGCUAGUCGGACGUUGUCUGCGACUAGUAGGUUUAGGAAUAUUAUUAUGAGAAUAUCGCUAUAUCCAAUUGUCAUGGUAGUCUUGAAUCUUGUGAUCACGAUUGCGGAUAUUAGGAUUAGUACUGCAAGUGGGAUAUAUUCCCAAGGGGAUUAUAGUUUAUACGUCGUUUACUAUGCUCUGUACGGUGCCCGUGGAAUUUUCUACGCAAUGAUAGCAAUAAUCGAUCCCUCCAUCCUCCGCGGGAUCCGAGUCUGGCGCGGUCUGCACUCAGCGGCCAUGUCAUCAGUAUCCGAUGACAACUACGACUUCACAGUAGGCGGCGGCAUAAUCAGCGUCCAGGCAGAAAUAACCCGACUCGCAGAAGAACUAGGCAUCUAUGAUGCAGAAAGAAAAUCAGGUGCCUCGUCACCGCUAGCACCGCUAACGCCAGCAGUUACACGCCCAGGGCAAUUUAGCGUCCCCGCGCGAAGAAUAGAAACGAACAUAGAGGGCGGAUCGGACCCGGAAUCGCCACCGCCGCAGCAGGGGCAGCAGCAGCGGCAGGAGGAGGACCAGGAUGAGCGAUUACCGGAGGGUGGAGGAAGAAAGAGCUCUUCGGCAGAAGCUGCGGAGGAGGAUCGAGUUGUGGAGGAGGGUAGAGUUGGAGUUGUGGAGGAGGUGCGGCGGCGACGGAAACAGGACCGUUCGGCUAGGCUGGAGGCAGAGAAACUUGUCAAGAGGCAGAUCUAAACAUGCUAGCAGAGUUGUACGAUAAUAUUAUGAUGUACUGUAAUUGAUAAUGAGUUUCACGGCCUCCGGAA